AUGAAAAACGGUAAUGAUGCUCAGCCAAAACAGAAAAAGAUCGUUUACAUCAACAAAUUCGAUUUCCCAGAGGAUCCUUCUAAGAAAAUCUUUCUACCUAAGAAACAGAGCCAAUUAUUAUCUCUCGCUACAGAUGCAUUAGAUUUACCAAGAGAUGCUCAACAAGUUUUUGAUACUGAUGGAAAUGUUAUUACAAACAUUGACGAUAUUCAACCAAAACAAAAGCUAUUAAUAUCUUGUACAAAACCUUUACCUGAUCCAGAGUUAGAACCAAAAUACAAGUCUAGACAGCCUACUGGACGAUCAAUACGCCCAGUCAUUAUACCAAAGCAACCAGAUGUUAUACCACCACGCGACGACGCAGAAAUUCAACAAUCUUUAGCUUUUCGGAACAUUUCUGUUAAAGAAGGAAUUAGGAAUUCAUUAGUAUCACUAUACAAUAACUUAUCUCCUCAGCAUAAAGCUCAGCUCGAAAGUUCCGAGGCAUUAAAACAAUUAAACGAACAAAACGCGAAAUAUUUGUUUGAUACAUAUCUGUCUAAGCAUUUUAUUUGCCCUACAUUACAAUUAGAUGAUAAUGAUAUCGGAAAAAUGACUUGGAAUAGGGUUCUCUUAAUUUUGCAACUCCUGACACAUACGCGCCGUAGCCAUGGCCAUCACCACCACCUGCAGGUCCGUAAGAUUCGAUAA
Molecule: messenger RNA, 690 nt
Organism: Trichomonas vaginalis G3
Lineage: Eukaryota; Parabasalia; Trichomonadida; Trichomonadidae
Product: Doublecortin (DC) family
Exons: 1
Coding region: 1-690 (229 amino acids)
Biological process (GO): intracellular signal transduction
Source: RefSeq, a predicted model, not a curated record